Rotaria socialis is the source of this 912-nucleotide messenger RNA. Lineage: Eukaryota; Metazoa; Rotifera; Eurotatoria; Philodinida; Philodinidae. The record is from the annotation of a GenBank genome assembly.
AUGCGACCGUUGCUUUUAAUUCAGAUAAUCGUAAUCGUGCUGACUUGUUUCUCUUUGACUUUAGAACAUGUGAUUGAAACCGAUUAUCAUGCACCACCCGUUGGUGAUGUUGGUUAUGGCCGCGGUGGCAUUGUUGCAGAAAGUGAUCGUGAUACAUUUGACUCAUGGGAAGAUGCAACUGGUGGUCAUUCAAUGAGUGCUAUGUUUGCGGAAGGUGGUCUAAAAACUGAUUAUGAGUUAAGUAAUAUUAAUUCAGUUAGCAUGACGCCAAAUGGAAAAUACGCUGUUGUUGGACAAAAUCAAGGACCACCGCAAAUAUGGGAUGCAGUUAAUGAACAACUUGUUUCAAGUAUGCAAGGACCUAGUAAACAUUGCGGUAAAGUUGCAUUGGCAUGUAGCUGCACACUUCUCGUUGGCUUAGCAAAUGAUGGCGCUGAUACUCAAUCGUGUGUACUUCAAAUUUGGGAUGUCAAUACUGGUAAACUUGUACAAUUAACUCAUCAGAUCAGAUGUGCAACAUUCACAUUAAGUAAUAAUUCAAGUAAUCUCAUUAUGGCUGGUAAUCAAACGCACGGACGUGGUAUAUCAGUUGGCAUUCUUGAUUUAAAUAAUUCUGGAUUAACACAAAUCAAAUCUGAUACAAAUCAAUCCUAUGGUGGUACACCGUCAUUUAUAACCUUGACGCCUGAUGAACGCUAUGCCAUUGUCGGUUGUCCAUCGGGACCUGCAUCAACAAAUUAUGUUGUAUUCGAUUUAAAAACGCAACAAGAAUCAGUACAACCAUCUACUAUAGCCUUAGAUUCUGAACCGAAAUGUUCAAUCGUUUUAAAUAAUGAUCAAAUAAUUACUGGUACCAAAUCCGGGCAAUUAGUUCUUUGGGAUAUACCGACAUGUCAAUGUUUGCAUACAUAA